UGCGCGAGUGGUGGCGGUGGUGUGGCUCGGUUGAUCCCGAGCGGGGCUGUGGGGGGCGGCCGGCGCCAUGCUGAGCCGCAGCUCAUUCACCAGCCUGGUGGUGGGGGUGUUUGCCGUGUACGUGGCGCACACUUGCUGGGUGAUGUACGGUAUCGUCUACACGCGGCCCUGUCCGACAGUAGGAGCAGCCGAGAGUGGCACGGCGGGGUGUGUCUGGCCUUACCUGGCGCGGAGGCCGAAACUGCAGUUGAGCGUGUAUACUACCACACGAUCGAACAUUGGUGCUGAGAGUAAUAUAGAUCUGGUUUUGAAUGUGGAGGAUUUUGAUAUUGAGUCAAAAUUUGAAAGGACAGUGAAUGUCACUGUACCAAAGAAAACUCGAAAUAAUGGCACAUUAUAUGCAUAUAUAUUUCUUCAUCACGCUGGCAUUUUGCCUUGGCAUGACAGUAAGCAGGUGCACAUAAUAAGCCCACUAACCACAUACAUGGUCCCUAAACCCGAGGAGAUUAAUCUGCUCACUGGAGAAUCAGCCACACAGCAAAUUGAAGCAGAAAAACAGAUCAAUGCUCUAGAUGAGCCUGUCUCUCACUGGAGGUCAAGAUUAACCUUAAAUGUCAUGGUAGAAGAUUUUGUAUUUGAUGGAUCAUCCCUCCCCGCUGAUGUUCACCGUUAUAUGAAGAUGGUUCAGUUGGGGAAGACAGUGCAUUACCUUCCAAUAUUAUUUAUUGAUCAGCUAAGCAACAGAGUGAAAGAUUUGAUGGUUAUAAAUCGUUCAACAACAGAGCUUCCUCUUACAGUGUCUUAUGACAAAAUAUCUCUUGGAAAACUCCGGUUCUGGAUCCACAUGCAGGAUGCUGUGUAUUCCUUACAACAAUUUGGUUUUUCAGAAAAGGAUGCAGAUGAAGUAAAAGGAAUUUUUGUUGAUACUAACCUGUACUUUCUGGCAUUGACAUUCUUUGUCGCAGCAUUCCAUCUUCUCUUUGAUUUUCUUGCGUUCAAAAAUGACAUCAGCUUUUGGAAGAAAAAGAGGAGCAUGAUUGGGAUGUCUACAAAAGCAGUACUUUGGCGGUGCUUUAGUACUGUGGUAAUAUUUCUUUUCCUUUUGGAUGAACAAACAAGUUUAUUGGUACUGAUACCAGCAGGCAUUGGUGCAGUGAUUGAGCUCUGGAAAGUGAAGAAAGCUUUGAAAAUGAAAAUCAAGUGGCAAGGCUUGAGACCCAAAAUUCAGUAUGGUACAUACAAUGACUCUGAAAAGAAAACUGAAGAGUAUGAUACCCAGGCUAUGAAAUAUUUGUCAUAUUUGCUCUAUCCACUGUGUAUUGGAGGUGCAGGUUAUUCCUUGUUGAAUGUCAAAUACAAAAGCUGGUACUCCUGGUUGAUUAACAGUUUUGUUAAUGGAGUGUAUGCAUUUGGAUUCCUGUUCAUGCUGCCCCAACUGUUUGUAAACUACAAGAUGAAAUCUGUUGCACACUUACCAUGGAAGGCUUUCACAUACAAAGCAUUCAACACCUUUAUUGAUGAUAUAUUUGCCUUUAUCAUCACAAUGCCAACAUCUCACAGGCUGGCAUGCUUCAGAGAUGAUGUUGUGUUCCUGGUGUAUCUUUACCAAAGAUGGCUUUAUCCUGUGGAUAAGAGCAGAGUGAAUGAGUAUGGAGAAUCUUAUGAAGAAAAGCCAAAAAAAAAAAACUCCUAGAGAAUAAGAACUGAAGAAGAUUCUGAUCCUUGGACUCCUAACUGGCUUCCUGUAUUAUGUGGUUUUAAGGAAGGACAAACUUAUUUAAUAAGAGUAUUUUUAAAGCUUAUGACAGAACUACAUGGACAACACAUCUUCUUUGUUGCCAAAAUCUAGUUUUGAUAUCCUCCCGUUUCAAGGUCAUCUUCUGUCCUCACAGAGUCCACAGUCAGCCAGAUGUCAUUAAACAAAGUUCCUGCAUUUGAACUUCUCUUCCCUGAAAACUUGCAUAUCCUGACCAUUGUAAUUAAUAUCUAGAUCUGUUUUUAAGACAACUCACCAGAUGAAAGUGGGAUACCCAUGCCACUAGACUCCGAAAAGUGAAAAAACAAGCCAGUGUGUUAGAGCAGAAUCGAGCAUUAUUGCCAAACUAGAAGCUGUCUAAAAUAAAACAUGUAAUGUCAGAUUAUACCCUAAUUAGUAAUCAUUCUCCUCUGAUAACCCAUAUAAUGGAAAUUUCAGUAAUCAUGAUCUAAGUUCUACAUUGUGCAUUUAAGUUCAGAGCUUAAAAAAAUGUUGGAAAUACAGGAUGAGACAGAUGGAGUUGUUGAAAUUCAAAUUCUGCUACAUUUUUAUCCCACACGUGGCAAAAGGUUUUGGUCAUCUUGAACCGAAUGAACGUGAGAAAACUAAGAAUUUCUGUCGAUAUAUGUCCCAAUUCACAUAAAUCCUUCUGCCUUGUCAACAGAACUUCUUAAUUUCUCAGCAUAGCAGACACUCAUAAUGCAAACCAUUGUUAUGUGCUAGGAAAGUCUCUUAACACAUCUUAAAUUCUUAAUGGGUCACUGGCGUACCACAACAUUAGGUGAUUUCUAUCAUGCUUCAAAGGUCUUUCCCCUCUCCCCUCCUGAUACUUAAUUUAUAGUAUGAAACACAUCAUUCAAGUGGAAUGAUUUUACUCAAAUACAGCACAGGUUCAACAAACUACCUGGCUACAGAACAAAAAGCUCAGCUUGGUGAAGAAUAGAUAUCUUCCCACCACACAACUGAAAUCCAUAGUCCAUGGGAACAGAUGAAUAAGGAAAGUGUUUUCGUCUGUUGCUUUCAAGUCAGUAAAAUUGGAGUUUAAUUAUAGCAAAAUUCAAAGUUGACAGCUGUAUGUAGAAGCAAUGUCUCUAGAUUUUUUUUAAAAUCAGGUUUCUUAGUCAGUGAAGUUCAGAGUGCAUUGCUUUCAGCAGCAAAUAAAAUGUAAUUUUAAAAAAUAAAAGUCCAAAAAGCAGAAUUGUGUUUUCCAGUUGUUUUGCUUUUGUCAGUACCUUUCCAAGUUAAUGCUAAUGCAUCUUAAAUGUCUUUAUGAAAUUGCAUGCUGUUUGUGCAAGGCUAUUUAACUUUGAUUUGUCAUUUAACUGAAAGUGAAAUAGCCUUGAAAAGGACACAGAUCUAUUCCUGUAGCCUGUAACUACCUUGUGAAGUGGAUUUUGGUACUGAAGAAAUUUGAACCUAUAAAUACUUGGGUUCCAAAAAGAUACAAAAAAUGUGCCUAACUUUUUUUGUCACAAACUCUGGUUUCUUAUUCUGAAGUCUUCCUUACCUGUUACUGGCAAUGGAAGAGUCUAGAAGUGAAUAUUUAACUAAUGCUCAUGUUAAGAUUUCUUUACACUGUUAAUUGCGAUUAAGGAGGACUGGCACUUUUAGCAUUAAACAUGCACAAGUCUAUGCAAAUCAGGGUGCAUUUGUUAAAUGGUUUGGAUUUGCUUGGAAGAAGCUCUUUGCUGUUGUGUGAAAAAAAAAUCCCCUUAUAUGAGUAAUGCAUAUCGCACAUUCCCUUUUUGUGCCAUUUCAAAACAAUCAAGUUACUGGCUCUUCUUGAGCAGCUUCUGAAAGUCCAGAAUACCAUAUUCAGGUAUUUCUAAUAUUUCAUCACCCUUUUCUAUAUAGCUGUUGAAAAAUCACUCUUGCACCUUUACAUACCGUGAGUUUAUUGGUCUUCUGUCUUGCAUUUCUGAUGACAAUGACCUCAUAAUAUCCUAUACAGUAGUCAUAAAGAAUAUAAAAUUAGAACAUUCUUAAAAUGAGGGAGAAUUUCUGUUCAAGUCAUUGUUUUGUGCAUUCCAUUUCCAAAUAAAUGACUUUGUGUACAGGACAGUUACCUUUUGUUGUUGGAAAGAAAGGUGGUGAGAAGUUGUGUAAGUAAUGUAACUUCGGAGAUAUUAAAUGAAAUAUUUUGACUUUGUAGUUGUGGAAAUUAUAUCAGCUUAAAACAAAAA
Molecule: messenger RNA, 3939 nt
Organism: Pogoniulus pusillus (Red-fronted tinkerbird)
Lineage: Eukaryota; Metazoa; Chordata; Aves; Piciformes; Lybiidae
Gene: CLPTM1L
Product: CLPTM1 like
Exons: 17
Coding region: 68-1693 (541 amino acids)
Cellular component (GO): endomembrane system; membrane
Source: RefSeq, a predicted model, not a curated record